AUGGAAACGGAUGAACACGUCAAGACGAUUAGACGUGAUGGGCGCAAGGGGCGUGCGUCGUUUCCGUUUGCAACAAGUUUCCUUUUGUCGUUGUUGCUCGGCAACAUUGGAGGGAGCAGAAUAUUGCGACGUCAUCGACUUCAACCGGGGAAGACUGGGCGGCUGGUGUCAUCGCACCGACACGAUCGAGUGGCCGUUCUGUGGACGGGGGUUACCAAGUACCUCGUCCAGUGGCCCGGCCAUGUCGAGAUCUUGGCCAACGUCACUUGCACUUGGACCUGCUAUGGCGCACGUUUAUGGGGAGCGGCAGACGAGCGGGAGCUCGCAAUGAUCACGUCGUGCUCCGUCUGA
Messenger RNA from Peronospora matthiolae, 351 nucleotides. The record is from the annotation of a GenBank genome assembly. NCBI's taxonomy places the organism in Eukaryota, Oomycota, Peronosporomycetes, Peronosporales, Peronosporaceae.